Molecule: messenger RNA, 738 nt
Organism: Hansenula ciferrii
Lineage: Eukaryota; Fungi; Ascomycota; Saccharomycetes; Phaffomycetales; Wickerhamomycetaceae
Exons: 1
Coding region: 1-738 (245 amino acids)
Source: RefSeq, a predicted model, not a curated record
AUGAUUUCUUUAUUCAAAGCUUUCUUAAUAUCUCUUCUGAUAUGCUCAACCUCUGCUGCUGAUUCAGAAACUUUUGGCUCAUUGGCUAUUAAACCUGUUGAUUAUGAUAAAUAUGGAGAAACUAUUGAUUUAAAGCUAAUAAGAUAUUUAGAAGAUGGUACUGUUUAUUUCUUUGUUGAUCAACAAACAAUUCCAAAAGAUACAAAGACUUUCAGAAAUGCUACAAUUUUGAGUUCAGGACAAUUAGCAAAUCAAGAUGGUAAUUCUUCAUCGCCAGUCUACUUACAAAUUGAUGAGACUUCAGGUCUGGUUUCUGCUGGUACUAAUAGUGGUGCAUCAAGCGGUGUUUUUUCUAUUGAAGAUGGUAGUUUAUAUUUCCAAUAUCAUAAGAUUUUUGUUGCAUGUCAAGGUGGAUCUGAGGCACAAAACUAUACUUUAAUUUGGAGAGGUGCUUCUUCUCCAGCAGUCUGUGAAAACGAUUGGUUAUUAGUUUAUAUGAAUCCAUAUGGAACAUCAUCUAGUGUUGCUGAUUAUUACCCAGAUAAUUAUGUUAGUUCAAUCGCUUCCACUGCAAGUGAUAGCACUGAAACUUCGACAAUGACUGCUGCUGUUUCAGCCACUGAAUCUACAGUAUCUUCAGUCAAUGGUGCUGGAUUGAUUAAUCCUAUAGGUUCUGGUGCUACCGUUCUAUCAGGUUUAUCUUUAUUAACAAUAGUGGUGAUGAGUUUGAUCUACUAA